This is a messenger RNA of Ziziphus jujuba (common jujube), 2694 nucleotides long. RefSeq names its product serine/threonine-protein kinase STY46. The record is from RefSeq and is a predicted model, not a curated record. Gene Ontology annotation, molecular function: ATP binding; protein kinase activity. The transcript is spliced from 12 exons. The coding region runs from base 432 to 1880 and encodes 482 amino acids. NCBI's taxonomy places the organism in Eukaryota, Viridiplantae, Streptophyta, Magnoliopsida, Rosales, Rhamnaceae. Gene Ontology annotation, biological process: protein phosphorylation.
AUCAAUGAAGUAUAUUGGAGAUUAAAAUAAUAAAUUAGACAAAGUUAAAAUUUUAAUAAAAUAAUAGCUACAAAAAGGCGGUGAUAUCAGCAAAGCAAGAAAUACGUUGUUUGAAUCCACGUCGACAUCACCAUCAACUUUUGGGGUGCCCAUUUCGUUUAUAAUUAAAUUAACGUCCGGUUCCUUGUGUUCCCAUUCAAACUGAUAGUUCCCAUUCCAGCCGAUAAGCAGCAAGCAAGGAAGGGGAGCGUCUGGACUCUAGAGUGAGUGACACGCACAAAUUUUGGGCACAAAACAAGGCCGUUUGGUUCCUUCCUUCCUAUCAUUCGAAGCUACUCAAAAUUUCCUUCUUCCUUCACUUCCUUGAAACUUAUUAGCGCUUUUGGGUUUUCAGUUGUAAGUAGCUUUUUCUGAGUGUUGUUUGAUGGUGUAUGACGAUCAUGGGAGACACAGAGAGUUGCGGUAGCAGAGCCGUUGAUUUCUCGCCGACUCUGAGCCGAAAGCAUAAACAGAAGGUUGAUAUCUACGACGAAGUUCUUCAUCGACUCAGGGACUUGAAUGUGGCAGAGUCAUGGCUUCCUGGUUUCGAAGAUGAGCUCUGGGCUCAUUUUUGUCGCCUUCCUACUAGAUAUGCAUUGGACGUGAAUGUGGAAACCGCACAAGAUGUUCUUAUGCAUAAAAGAUUACUGCAUAUGGCACGUAAUCCUGUUACUAGACCUGCAGUUGAAGUCCGUCUUGUGCAGGUUCGUUCGUCUUGUGCCUCAAACUCAUAUGGAAAAGUGGAAGCACAGUGUUCUGAGCAUGUCAUCAAACAGAGUAUUCAUCCACCACCAGCCUUUGGUUUAUCACCUGACCUCGAAUUUGAUGCAAACAAACUCUAUAUUCCAGAGUCCGAUGGCAUCAUGAAUUCCAAGCAUCUAUAUUACGGGCCAAUGCAUGAGAUUACAAUUUCAACAAGUGACAAGCCAAAACUUCUCUGUCAGUUGACAUCGUUAUUGUCUGAGAUUGGGCUGAACAUUCAAGAAGCCCAUGCUUUUUCCACAAUAGAUGGCUACUCUUUGGAUGUUUUUGUUGUUGAUGGUUGGGCACUUGAGGAGACUGAGCAGCUUAGAGAAACUCUGGCAAAAGAAAUACCAAGGAUUGAGAAGCAUUCGAGGUUAAAUUAUCAGGCUAUUUCCCCUGUUGGAGAGCAAGAACAUGGAGUGCAGUUUAUUCAUAAUCAUUUAAACAUACCACCUGAUGAAAAUGAUCUCUGGGAAAUUGAUGCAAGCUUGUUGAAAUAUGAAAAGAGAAUAGCAUCUGGUUCGUCUGGCGAUUUGUAUAAAGGCACUUUCUGUAAUCAAGAUGUGGCUAUUAAAGUUCUAAAGGCUGGGCACCUGAAUGAAACAAUGCAGAGGGAAUUUGCUCAAGAAGUCUAUAUCAUGAGGACAUUAAUCUCGCUUGCCUGUCUAUUCUUUGGAACUUGUAGGAAGGUUCGGCAUAAGAAUGUUGUCCAAUUCAUUGGGGCGUGUACCAGACAUCCAAACCUAUGCAUUGUUACUGAAUAUAUGGCUGGUGGAAGCAUGUAUGACUUUCUCAAAGAAAACAGUGUCUUACCUCUUCAGUCCUUGCUCAGAGUAGCAAUUGAUGUUUCCAAGGGCAUGAACUAUUUGCACCAAAGUAACAUAAUCCAUAGAGACCUGAAAGCUGCUAAUCUUUUAAUGGAUGAAAAUGGAAGUGCGAGCUCAAUCUGGCGUGAUGACUGCAGAAACUGGAACUUAUCGUUGGAUGGCUCCAGAGGUAAGUGUUCUCCAGAUACUAAUCGAUGGGUAGUAGCCAUUCCAUUUGCUUCAUUGUCACUCAAACAUUGGAAUAUCUUCCAAGCCUUUGUCCAAAAGUAAUUCACCUGCGUUGACUAGCAUUGUCAAAAAGAUAAUAGAUAUAUAAUGAGUGCAAAAGGAAGAAAGCAAAGGUAAAGAUGCUUGCACAAAUGCAGUUGGAAGCUGCUUUUGAGCAUAAUAAUAAAUAAGGGUUGAAACAAAUUGGUAGAAAUGAUGCAAGCUUGGUUAGGGACUUUUUUGACUGCAUCAUUUUUGGAUCUUUUCAUCAUGCAAGUUUGUACAUUAUACCAUUCUCAUAAUUCCUCAUAUUGGUUCAAUGCUUCUAUGGCUUUGUACUGUGAGGAGGCUGUAAUAAUGUUAGAAGUUUAGAAGUUUCAAGUACUUGUAAAUUGUUUACUGUGCUUAUAAUGGACGGUAGCUUGGUGAAUUACAUCCCUUUAUUGAUGACGGUCACUAUCUGCUGUUGGCUAACUUAAAACCAGCUUUUUGACAUGAGAUUAUCUGGUCUUGACACAUUGAAGGUUAUUGAACACAAACCAUAUGAUCACAAAGCUGAUGUCUUUAGCUUUGGGGUUGUGCUGUGGGAGCUGCUUGCCGGAAAGGUAAUAGGAUCUGUUAUAUUUAUAUCUUAUUGAUAAAAGAGGUGGACAACUUUUUCUUCCCAUGAAACAAAAUGCUACUUUUAGAUAAAUGUCUGUUUAUCUUCCUUUGAACUAGUUUAUCGUGCACAGACUUCAUACCAUCCUCUGUCUGUGUUUUGUGACUGAAAUGUCAGCUUCCUUAUGAGAACUUAACCCCGCUACAAGCAGCUGUCGGCGUGGUCCAGAAGGUAUUUUCUUUUACCACAGUUGCAACAUUAUCUUUGUAGUUAUUU